GAGACCCAGCCCAGAGCUCUGAGUGGUUUCCUGUUGCCUGUCUCUAAACCCCUCCGCACUCCCGCAGACCUUCAGACUGACCAGGAGAGCGCACUCUGCCUGCCGCCUGCCUGCCUGCCACUGAGAGCAUUCCCAGCACCAUGAGGGCCUGGAUCUUCUUUCUCCUUUGCCUGGCCGGGAGGGCCUUGGCAGCGCCUCAGCAAGAAGCCCUGCCUGAUGAGACAGAGGUGGUAGAAGAAACUAUGGCCGAGGUGACUAAGUUCCAGGUAUCUGUGGGAGCCAACCCUGUCCAGGUGGAAGUAGGAGAAUUUGACGAAGGGGCGGAGGAAACCGAAGAGGAGGUGGUGGCUGAAAACCCCUGCCAGAACCACCACUGCAAACAUGGCAAGGUGUGCGAGCUGGAUGAGAACAACACACCCAUGUGCGUGUGCCAGGACCCCACCAGCUGCCCAGCCCCCAUUGGCGAGUUUGAGAAGGUGUGCAGCAAUGACAACAAGACCUUCGACUCUUCCUGCCACUUCUUUGCCACAAAGUGCACCCUGGAGGGCACCAAGAAGGGUCACAAGCUCCACCUGGACUACAUCGGGCCUUGCAAAUACAUCCCCCCUUGCCUGGACUCUGAACUGACCGAAUUCCCCCUGCGCAUGCGGGACUGGCUCAAGAACGUCCUGGUCACCCUGUAUGAGAGGGAUGAGGACAACAACCUUCUGACUGAGAAGCAGAAGCUGCGGGUGAAGAAGAUCCAUGAGAAUGAGAAGCGCCUGGAGGCAGGAGACCACCCUGUGGAGCUGCUGGCCCGGGACUUCGAAAAGAACUACAACAUGUACAUCUUUCCUGUGCACUGGCAGUUCGGCCAGCUGGACCAGCACCCCAUUGACGGGUACCUCUCCCACACCGAGCUGGCCCCACUGCGCGCUCCCCUCAUCCCCAUGGAGCAUUGCACCACCCGCUUUUUCGAGACCUGUGACCUGGACAAUGACAAGUACAUCGCUCUGGAUGAAUGGGCCGGCUGCUUCGGGAUCAAGCAGAAGGAUAUCGACAAGGAUCUUGUGAUCUAAAUCCACUCCUUCCGCAGUACCGGAUUCUCUCUCUUUAACCCUCCCCUUUCUGUUUCCCCCAAUGUUUAAAAUGUUUGGAUGGUUUGUUGUUCUGCCUGGGGACAAGGUGCUAACAUAGAUUUCAGUGAAUACAUUAACGGUGCUAAAAAUGAAAACUCUAACCCGAGACAUGACAUUCUUAGUUGUGACUUAACUAUUAAGGCCUUUUGCACACUCAUUAACAGUCCCAUUUUUCUCUUGCCACUUGUAGCUUCGCCCAUUGUCUUAUUGGCAUAUGGGCGGACACGGAUCUGCUGGGCUCUGCCUUAAACACACAUUGCAGCUUCAAUUUUUCUCUUUAGUAUUCUGUUUGAAACUAAUACUCACCAUGUCAGAUUCAGUGUUCAUUUCAUUUCAGGGUAUUGGCUGCCUGUGGGCUUCCUCAGGUGGCCUGGAGGUGGGCAAAGGGAAGUAACAGACACAUGAUGUUGCCAAAGAUGUUUCUGGGACUAGAGAGAGGCUCGGGGGAGGGAGAGAUCCCUGCAGAACCCACCAACCGGAACAUGGUUUGCCAGAGGCUGUGACUGAGAGAAAGAUUCUGGGGCUGUGUUAUGAAAAUACAGAGAUUCUCACAUAAGCCUAGUUCUCACCAUUUCCUCCUUUACCUUUCAGUGCAGCUUCUUUUCACGUUAGGCUGCUUGUUCAAACUUUUAGGAGCACGGACUGACAGUUCUCUGGGAAGUGGUCCACACAUCCUGCAGGGCUUCUCCUCUGCCUUUUGGAGAAUCAGGGCUCUUUUCAGGGGCUCUGGGGACUGGGAAGCUGUUUCAGCCAGGAAGACCAAAAUCAACAGUGAGAUGUAGAACGUUGUAAAAUAGAAAAAGUGGAGUUGGUGAACUGGUUGUUUUUUCUCCCCACAUUUGGAUGACUGUCAUAAGGUUUCUAGCAUGUUCCUCUUUUUCUUCACCCUCCCUUUUUUUUUCUUCUAUUAAUCAAGAGAAACUUCAAAGUUAAUGGGAUGGUUGGAUCUCACAGGCUGAGAACUCGUUCACCUCCAAGCAUUUCAUGAAAAAGCUGCUUCUUAUUAAUCAUACAAACUCUCACCAUGAUGUGAAGAGUUUCAUAAAUCUUUCAAAAUAAAAAGUAAUGACUUAGAAACUGC
This is a messenger RNA of Saimiri boliviensis boliviensis (Bolivian squirrel monkey), 2199 nucleotides long. RefSeq names its product secreted protein acidic and cysteine rich (gene SPARC). Gene Ontology annotation, molecular function: collagen binding; protein binding; calcium ion binding. The record is from RefSeq and is a predicted model, not a curated record. Lineage: Eukaryota; Metazoa; Chordata; Mammalia; Primates; Cebidae. Gene Ontology annotation, biological process: anatomical structure development.